This is a messenger RNA of Apis laboriosa (Himalayan honeybee), 3057 nucleotides long. RefSeq names its product hybrid signal transduction histidine kinase D (gene jumu). The transcript is spliced from 6 exons. Gene Ontology annotation, molecular function: DNA-binding transcription factor activity, RNA polymerase II-specific; transcription cis-regulatory region binding. NCBI's taxonomy places the organism in Eukaryota, Metazoa, Arthropoda, Insecta, Hymenoptera, Apidae. Bases 1092 to 2915 code for a protein of 607 amino acids. Gene Ontology annotation, biological process: regulation of transcription by RNA polymerase II. The record is from RefSeq and is a predicted model, not a curated record.
GAAAAAUGUUCGAUAUAUAAGUGAAAAAUUAAUAUAAUCAUAUGAUGAUUCAAUGGAAUUCAUUAUUUCAACACACUGUCAGUUUUGGUAGUUAGAAAAUAAUUGAAAACAAGUUUUUAAGAGAAUAUCAAUGCGAAUGAUAUGUUCCAACAAUAUGGAAAAGAAAAUCUCAUCAAGAGGAACAGAACUGAUUUGAAUCAGAUAACUACCGCCCUCCCCUCUCUAUUAGAAUGAUGGGCUCGUCCGAUGUUUUCAUCUCCCAUCAUAAAAAAUUUUCGUGCAAUCAGUAUAUGUUGUAAAAUAUUUUGUUUUCAAAGAAUAACAAAAAAUAGAAAUUUUUUUUUAAGUUAUAUAUGAAAUUAAAAUAUAUUGAAAUAAACAUAGUAACAGUAACUGAUUUUUCAUAUAUUGUUUGGAUUCGGCCAUUUUGAAGUGAGGAAGGUAAGGGAGAAGAUGUGCAAUUGUUGUCAUUCAUAUAUAUAUACUGCAGUGUCUAUCGUUGCCAUUGAUAAUUUAAUGAAUAACUAUUUCCAAAAAAUAGUUAUUUUUAACAGAAAUAAUAAUUCUAUAUAAAAAUAAGAAAGAAAAUUUCCUUGUACAUAUUUCUUGGUCGGCCAUGUGUAUAAGUACAUCGUUUAAAAUGUCUUCACAACCCAUACUGAACAGCCAAUAAGGAGAGGGCGGUAAAACCACGUGACCGUUGCUGGCCAAUCGUCAGGACGAAAUUUGAAAUCGUGCGUGGUCUUUGUUCACUAUCCUCCCGUCAACGUUACUUCAGUUCCGUAAAGGGGGCCUUGUGUCGGUGUCCGUUUAUACAUGGUCGCUGCCAAAAAUCGCAUAAUUCUCUUGUAAAUAUAUGUGUGAAAGUGGUGCUUGGCCGCGAGGACGACGUGAUUUAAGGAUUGUCAAACAUACGAUUACAGAGGAGUCGAAUCAAGUAUAAAACUAGGCUGACAACAAGCUUCGUAAUUCAUGAGUUUUCCAGAGGGAGAAAUACCAGAUCUUCCCCUCGGAUCAUCUUCCUGCUGCCCCCACUCCCUUCGGUUUAUCAAUUGCAUCGUCUUGCCACAGACAUUUCGUCAGUCAGGUGAAUGUUGGAUACGGAGAGCAGACACGGUACUGAGCUGGUUCAGGGACCGACGCGGGACCCUUGGCUCACGAUGGAUUACUAUCUCGGUACAGAUAGUUUAUCGUUGCAAGAGAUGCUCGAUGUCGAUAUCAAAUGCGAAAUCGAGGGUGUUAUCGGCGGGCAUACGGAGUUGGGCUUUAAUUUCACCGACAUGUCCGCUCUAGAAAUGGACGAUGAUCCCAUUGGAUGUCAAAAUGAUCUUAGUGGAUGGUUUGGAUCCACCAGUUUACUUAAUGGAAACAGCAAUAGCUCGAACAGUAAUUUCAAUCUUGACCUUAGUGGAAGCGAUGCAGCCUCCAUUAUGGUAAAUCCUAACUCGGUGAUGCCGCACAUGGCACUUCGAAGUCCUACUCCAAAUAAUAACAGACGACACUUUUCAUUUUCACCGAAAAAAGACAUAAAAGAGAAAAUUGAUGUCGAAGAAGAGAUAGAGAAUGAAGGUAGCAAUUAUACAGAAAACGAGAACGAAAAUGAGAACGAAAAUGAGAAUGAAAAUGAGAAUGAAAAUGAGAAUGAAAAUGAGAAUGAGAAUGAGAAUGAAAAUGAGAAUGAGAAUGAGAAUGAGAAUGAGAAUGAGAACGAAAAUGAGAAUGAAAUUGAAAAUGAAAAUGAAAACGAAAAUGAAAAUGAAAAUGAAAAUGAACAAGAAAACGAAAUCGAAAAUGAUACUGAGACAGAACAAUAUGAAAACGAUAUCACAGAAACCGAAGAAGAUUCCGAGGAUGAGCAGGAAGUCUCGAAAUCGGUGACACCGUCCAAAUCGAAAACGAUCUCAAUAUCAGCUACUAAAAUGACAUCCCCACAAUACACGAAGGCACAGACCACCCCGAAAAUAAACGGUAUGUCUGGCAUCAGGAUUCAGAACUUCAAAGUAUUACAGAGUUCCAACCAGAUGCCUCAACAUGUGCGAAAGCAGAUCUAUAAUAACAAUGUACACAUCAAUCCAGGAUCUACUACUAUCAGUACAGUGAAAAGAGAGAAAGAAUUCGAUCUAUCAGACUAUGAUGACAAACCCUAUCCUAAACCGGCUUACUCUUAUUCUUGUCUGAUUGCAAUGGCGUUAAAAAAUAGUCAGACAGGCUCUCUACCGGUUUCGGAAAUUUACAAUUUUAUGUGCGAACAUUUUCCAUAUUUCAAGACUGCACCAAAUGGUUGGAAAAAUUCAGUUAGACACAAUUUAUCAUUAAACAAGUGCUUUGAAAAAAUCGAAAAGCCUGCUGGAAACGGAAAUCAGAGAAAAGGAUGCUUAUGGGCUAUUAAUCCAGCAAAAGUAGCAAAGAUGGAUGAAGAAGUACAAAAAUGGUCCAGAAAGGAUCCUUUAGCUAUUAAAAAAGCAAUGAUAUAUCCAGACCAUUUGGAAUUGCUUGAAAGAGGUGAAAUGAAAUAUGCAGGCAGUGGUGAUGUAUCUGAAGAAACAGAAAGUUCAGGUGAUGAAGCAGUUGAAGAAAACACAACAUAUGAAGAAUCUAUUCACGGUCACAUAACUGCGAAUUCAGUGACAGAUAGUUAUGAUGAAAGCAGUCAGGAUUGUGAUAUAGACAUUCAUGAGCAUUUAUAUGAUGAGAUAGAUAUCGAGGACAAUAAAGAAGCAUUACACAUGCAUUUAAAUAUUUCAAAACAAGAACCAUUUGAAUACGAGCUUAAUUCCGGUACGAAAAGACAAAAAACGUUAACCGGUGCAAUACAAGGAAAUUAUGUGUAUCAACCUGUGACUACUUCACGAAGAAAAACACCUCUUCUUGUACGAGCUGGUGCAGGAAACAGCUCAUUUCUUAAAAUUGAUUAAGUUUAGAUUUAUCAUCUAAUUAUAAAUUACCAAUUUUAUACGUAUCUAUAGUUAUAGAUAAAUCGACAAAUAUAACGCUUCAGAGAGAAAAUAUUUGAUACACAAAAAAUCCUCUAUCUAUUUAACUUAUUUUAUUUUUGUA